This is a messenger RNA of Pogoniulus pusillus (Red-fronted tinkerbird), 3260 nucleotides long. RefSeq names its product calcium binding protein 39 like (gene CAB39L). Gene Ontology annotation, biological process: intracellular signal transduction. The transcript has 9 exons. Bases 562 to 1566 code for a protein of 334 amino acids. The record is from RefSeq and is a predicted model, not a curated record. NCBI's taxonomy places the organism in Eukaryota, Metazoa, Chordata, Aves, Piciformes, Lybiidae. Gene Ontology annotation, molecular function: protein serine/threonine kinase activator activity.
UCGGGAGAGCGAUCGCUUCUCCCUUUGCUUUUCCACGCGUUCCUCUGACGUGGAGCUUGGGGUGUGUGUGAGAGCCUGCAAGCAAGACAAGCGAGGGAGUGGGAAGCGAGGAGGGCACUGGGGAGGAAAAAUGCACGCCCGGGCACAGAGCUAGUGGAAGCAGGCACGGCGAGGAGCCGGAGCGAGGCCAGGAGUCCUGCCACGGGCCGCGGGGAGUGGAAAUUUACAGCUGCUUGUGAGCGCCUGUGCGCGUUGGGGCGAGCGUUCCCGCUGCCGCUGUACCGUACCAGCGGCUGCCGCCGGCUCGGCAGGCGAGGAGCAGGACGCGGAGUCGCGGAUCCCUUGUCGCCGCCACGCGUGGCCGAUCAGCCGUGGGGGAUAAAGGAGAGCUAAAUGGCAGGUAACUGAAGGUGGCUGCCGGCGGCGCGGGCUGCGGGAGGAGGCAGAGCUGUCUUCAGCACCUGGCCAUGGGGCUGCGCAGAGCUGCCUAGGAGCCCCCACCCUUCUGCACGCAGUGGUCCUCUUCUAUCCUGAAGGAAGAAAUCCAGGUGAAGAAAAGCCAUGCCUUUGUUUAGUAAAUCACACAAAAAUCCUGCUGAGAUUGUGAAAAUUCUGAAAGAGAACAUGGCCAUAUUGGAAAAACAAGAAAAAAAGACAGAUAAGGCAUCAGAGGAAGUGUCGAAAUCUCUGCAAGCAAUGAAGGAGAUUCUGUGUGGGACCACAGACAAGGAGCCACCUACAGAAAUCGUGGCUCAGCUGGCGCAAGAACUAUACAACAGUGGCCUUCUAGUGACACUCAUUGCCAACCUGCAGCUGAUAGAUUUUGAGGGCAAAAAGGACGUUUCCCAGAUAUUCAACAACAUCUUGAGACGACAGAUUGGCACGCGCAGUCCUACGGUGGAAUACAUUAGUGCCCAUCCACAUAUCCUAUUCAUGCUUCUGAAAGGCUACGAAUCCCCAAAUGUCGCCUUACGCUGUGGAAUUAUGCUGAGAGAGUGCAUCCGGCAUGAACCCUUGGCCAAAAUCAUACUGUUUUCAGAACACUUUAGAGACUUUUUUAAGUAUGUGGAAUUGUCAACGUUUGAUAUAGCUUCUGAUGCCUUUGCUACGUUCAAGGACCUGUUAACACGACACAAAUCAUUGGUAGCAGAAUUUCUGGAACAAAAUUAUGAUGUGAUCUUUGAAGACUAUGAAAAACUCCUUCAUUCUGAAAACUACGUAACCAAGAGACAAUCUUUGAAGCUGCUGGGCGAAUUGAUUCUGGAUCGACACAACUUUGCUAUCAUGACAAAAUACAUCAGCAAACCAGAAAACCUGAAGUUAAUGAUGAAUUUGCUGCGAGAUAAAAGCCCCAACAUUCAGUUUGAAGCAUUCCAUGUGUUCAAGGUUUUUGUGGCCAGUCCAAACAAAACACAGCCAAUUGUGGAGAUCCUGCUGAAAAACCAACCCAAGCUAAUUGAGUUUCUGAGCAAUUUCCAGAAAGAGAGGACGGACGAUGAACAAUUCACCGAUGAGAAGAACUACCUGAUUAAGCAAAUCCGAGACUUGAAAAAGCCGACGGCGUGAAGGACUCCUCUCCUUUUCCACUGUAGGCAUUAAUCUCAUCUGUUAAGUUCCUUUGUGUCCCUUAAACACCAUAAUAGUGCUUGAGAAGGCACAGCAAGUGCCUGGGCGUUAUCUUGUCUUUGUUCCUAGAUUAUCAAGAGUGUAGGGGUCUUACAUGAAAACUAAAAACCCAAACCCCACAAAAAGCUAGAAUAAUAUAUUGGUUUUAAUCAAGACUAUAAUUAUUUAUGUCAGUUUAGAAUCUGUAAUAGGAGCUGGUUUGAUGGGUUUUUAUUUGUGCUCAAGAAGUAUGAACCUCUUUGCCUAACUUUAUCAGCAAACUCAAGACGUUGGUGAGUGCACAGAGUAGGUCUUCUGAGGACUGUAACACUGUUCCUUUGCACCUGUAAUUGUGACUUUGUUCUAGUGCUGCACACACACAAGACUGUGAAAGAGUACAUUUGACUCUGGAGUUAGCUGCACUUACAGACAGGGUUCUUCAGUUAAGGCAGCAGGAGAUGAAAAAGCAGUGAAGGUCACGUUUUUGCUUCAUUUUUGUGUUCUGUCACCUUCAAGUUUUCCUUUCCUCUAGAUCAGAGGUUCUCUAUUCAGUGCUAGGGAAUGGAUGAAGACAUCAGACAGAUGAGCUGUUUCUGCCUGCCUCACAUUUUCCUGUAUGUGAUCAACCUCUGUGCUAGAGCACAAAGCUGUCCCUGCCAAGCAGAGUGACGCGGAGCUGCCCCAGGUACACGGUGCCCACGUACCCAUCAGUGGGAAGAAGGCAAGAGCAAUUUCUCUCUGCCAAGGUCCAUGCCAUACUGCCAGUGAAAUUGUCCUACACCUGCUAAAAUCAGCAAGAAGCCUGUCCCCAGUUUCAGCAGUGGGUGGUGGCCAGAGCCCUGUGGCUGAAUUGUGCCAAGCACUGAGCCUCAGCACCAGUGCAAGGAGAAGGAUCCACAGUGUCUUCCCAUCUGGUUUUAAAUCCCAGCUCCGCAAGAUGGGGUUGUGCUGAGUUCAGCAAGGGGAUGCUGAAACGGCCUCAGCCUGAACCUCUGAGUGGCCUGGGGUUCUUGAGUCUGCAGGUGCUCUUAAAGCUGAGAGCAUUUGAUGGAUUCCUAAGUCAAAAUGGGAGGUCAUUUAGCAGCCUUAGGCACCAGAGCCUACAUGUAGUCUGGUGGGUUUUCGCCUUGUUUGUCCCAGUGUGAGUUCAGGUUUUGUGCAGAAGUUGUAGAAGGGGAAAUUGUUGCACUGUUAAUGAUUGAAAUUUAAUAAGCUGUGGUCCAAACAGUGUUUCCCAGGUGUGUUUGAAGAGUUUUUGGGGUCUUUUCAUUUUCUAUCAGGAAAUUAGUAUGUUAGACUGAUGCUUUAAUAGGAAGUGGAGUUUGAGAGCAGGGAGUGGAAAUGUCUUGAAUUUUUCUGAGUUUUCUAAUUUGUUAGAAGAGAGUUGUCUAGCUAAAAGUGUAGCAAAUGCCCCAGAUAAAAAGGUGACACUGAGUUGUAAACACAAAAUGAGAUUUUUUUCCUUCAUUAAAACAUUAUAUCCUGGGGUGACCGCUGCUUUAUGUGCUGUAGAAAAGGGGUGAAACAGAACAGACUGUGGACUCAUGCUUUGGGUCUCUUUUCAGAGGUCAGAUAUACACAACAAAUGUACUUCUCAGUUGCCUGGGAUUAAGAAAAAUAUAUAGUUGCAAGCUAUUAAAGGCAUGAUUACUGAA